Theobroma cacao (cacao) is the source of this 1148-nucleotide messenger RNA. RefSeq names its product cyclase-like protein 2. The record is from RefSeq and is a predicted model, not a curated record. NCBI's taxonomy places the organism in Eukaryota, Viridiplantae, Streptophyta, Magnoliopsida, Malvales, Malvaceae. Gene Ontology annotation, molecular function: arylformamidase activity.
UCUAAAGCUCAUAAGAAUCAUAUCCACAUGCUCCAAAAAAUGACCAAAACCAUGAUCCCUCUGCCUCUCCCCUACCUUAUCCUCCUCCUAUCCACCACCAUCCCCACAACCGCUACCACUUCCGCCUACCCUUCUGUCCCUCAGGACUGCACUCUUUCGACAGGGGAUGAGAAACUGGUUCCUGUUAGGCGGGAAGUUUACGGUGAUGGGAGAAUCUUCGAUAUUAGCCACCGAUACACUACUGACAUGCUGACAUGGGGAAGCAAUGACGGGCUGGGCCAGUUUCUGUGGCUUCCUGCUAGCAUGAAGAAUGGCUCUCUCGCCAAUAAUUCUGAGAUGAAAAUGCCUACCCAUACUGGCACGCACGUCGACGCGCCGGGCCAUAUGAUUGACCGUUACUUUGAUGCUGGGUUCGAUGUCGACACCCUUGAUCUUGAAGUCCUUAACGGUCCAGCUCUGUUAGUUGAUGUGCCGAGGGAUAAGAACAUAACUGCCGAGGUCAUGGAGUCACUGCAAAUUCCCAAGGGAGUGCGUCGUGUGCUUUUCAGAACAUUAAAUACUGACAGGCGGCUUAUGUUUACGAAGGAGUAUGACUCAAACUAUGUUGGAUUUACAACGGAUGGGGCAAGAUGGUUGGUGAAGAACACUGAUAUCAAACUUGUGGGAAUCGAUUUCUUAUCCGUUGCAGCCCAUGAUCAUCUGGUUUCAGCUCAUCUUGAAUUUUUUGAGAGCAGGGAAAUUAUUCUUGUGGAAGGCUUAAAGCUCGAUGAUGUGCCACUUGGAAUAUAUUCUGUCCACUGCUUACCUCUUAGGCUGCUUGGCGCUGAAGGAUCACCCAUAAGAUGCAUUCUCAUGAAAUGAUGCAAAUGCAAGUCUUUCGGAGUUAUACCAGAGAUUUGGUCGUAGUAGCUGCUAGCUAUGAUGAUUUGCUAUGCUUAUGCAAAUUAGACUUUAAAUCUGUUGCAGGAAUUAAUAAUAACCCUGGAGUCUGGGGGUGAUCAGUGAGACAAUCAAAGUGGUAUGGAAGGAAAUUAGAGCCGGCUGGUCCUAAAUUAGUAGCAUGUAAUGUAAGCAAAGUGGUUUGUCUCAAAUAAUGAGAAGAAUUGGCUAUCAAUAAAUUAAUAGUGUGAUGUGUUUAUGGUAUUGAA